AUGGCAUAUGGAGCUCCAGCAGUUGUGAUAGACAACGGUUCCUACACAACCAAGGCCGGUUUCGCGCUGGACGACCUACCUACAAUGGUCUUUAGCUCAGCCUAUAGCCACGAUGAGUCAACAGGUAAAGUCAUAGUAGGAGACGAGGAGAUGAGCUUGUAUCCGCAAUAUAAUGUUUCCACGUUGCUAGAGAAUGGGCUCGUGUACAACUUUGAUAAUAUUGUACACAACUGGCAGUACAUUUACGACAACAUCGAUAACCACAACCCGAUUGAAUCGAAAGAAUACCCCUUGGUGAUGACGGAACAGUCGUGGAACACGGCAAGAAACAAGAUAAAAACCACUGAAAUUGUGUUUGAGCAACUAGAAGUGCCCUUGUUCAGUCUAGUCAAGAACCCCGUGAGCCAGUUGUACCGAUGCGGCAAAUCCACCGGGCUUGUGAUUGAUAUCGGCGCAGGCGUCACUAGCGUAACGCCAAUUUUGGACGGCAUAAUACAGAACAAGUGCUCGUACCACUCAAAGUACGCUGGAGAUUUCUUGAAUCUCCACGUGGAGCACUAUUUGGAGUCCAAAGUCGGUUCAAUCGACGACUUGUUACCCGACUCGUUUCGUGCACAACGCGCUAGCGACUCGUUUAAACAAUACUACAUGAGCACUCACAUUUUGCAAGAGUUUAAAAACUUGUCCAUCAACUAUCAAGUAUCAAACUACCAGAUUUACAACCACAAAUUCAUCGACGUUACCGACCAGCGAAACUACCUUGAAAACUUGUUUGAUCCAACCCUCAACAAAUUGGAAGGGGUCAAUCUCCCCGAGCCCAGUUUCGAUAAGCCCAGCUCGCAUGGGUUGACGAAUUUGGUGUUCAUGUCAAUCAAGAACCUCGAGGCUUCGUUGUUACCGAAAACAGACAACUCCGCUGGCACCACCACCGCCUCGUCUCAAAAUCGAUUUGCUUGGUUUAUGGAGAUCUUCAAGCAGUUGCUUUCAAACGUCUUGAUCACCGGUGGCACCUCGUUAGCUAACGGGUUAUCCGAUCACAUCAUUAGCGAUUUGAAAGCCUUGACCCAGAAAUACUUCCCCAAUUACCCCUUUUCAUAUAACGUGCAGCAAAUCAGAGUCAACAAUAGCUCUUCCGAGAGCGCUGACGUGUGGGAUAGACAGUUUGGCAGCUGGUUGGGCGCCUGUAAUUUAGCGUCGAUGUUGAAUGACAACGAUGAGAACUCAAGCAAGAUUGCCUUGGACAAUUGGUUUGUGACAAAGGCCGACUACGAAGAAUUGGGAGAAGAUAUAAUCAUUGAAAAGUUCAAGUAG
Lodderomyces beijingensis is the source of this 1311-nucleotide messenger RNA. The record is from the annotation of a GenBank genome assembly. Lineage: Eukaryota; Fungi; Ascomycota; Pichiomycetes; Serinales; Debaryomycetaceae.